AUGGCCGAGUCCGAACAAAAGAAACCUCUUAAGGAGCGUAUUGCUGAUAAGAUCGUGCCGAACAGCGAAGCCAGAACCGGCUCGGGCAUGACGGAUGGCGUCGGUCACGGCAAUAAGACCAGUGAUGGGUAUCGGAAAGAUUCCAUUCGAGGAAAAGCCAUGGAAGGCAUUGGGAGCGUGGUCAACCAUGAAGGGCUGCAGUCCAAAGGACAGGAUUUGCGGAGGCAAAGUGGUUGGGAGGGAUGA
Molecule: messenger RNA, 246 nt
Organism: Neoarthrinium moseri
Lineage: Eukaryota; Fungi; Ascomycota; Sordariomycetes; Amphisphaeriales; Apiosporaceae
Exons: 3
Coding region: 1-246 (81 amino acids)
Source: RefSeq, a predicted model, not a curated record